UCUUGUUCUUAAUCCAGCAUUUAACCUAGUAUAUCGUCUAGUUUCCACUUCAGUAAUUAAUCUUAAAAAUUUCCACCAACAGGACUGGAACAUCUACAUAUCGAACGAACAAUUUUUCGAAAAACUUACCUGUAUUGAGAAAACUUUGGCACGAAGACAGGGUCUACGUCGUGGAUGGUUAACUUACAGUGAACUCAUACAAAUGUUGCCCUCAUUCACAUUGGCAAAGUUUUUACUCAAUAACAUAACCGUGAUAGCAGUCAGUUAUGCUGCCAGUGUUAUAACCAUAGCAGGUGCAUUAUUUUUGGCAGCACAAAUUCCUGGCACAUCGUUGCAUCGUCAACGUUCCUCGCAAAUAACAACGAAUAACACGGAUAUACUUAGUGAAACCGAUGUAAUCGAUGCUGGUGUUAAGCUAAAUGCUUCUACUCCCCUGGAAACUACAUCACACGUGGAUAUAAUGCAACAGCACAAUCAUACACAAAAUAUGGCAUUAAAUGUCGAAGAUGAAUUGCUCAAAUUGGAAAGACAAUAUCGUGAAGAAGCUUUACGUGAUAGCGUUCAACAAAAGAAUAAUGAAAUUAAUACAGAAUUCCGUCUUACAUUGCCGCAACAAAUGCUAAUGGCUAAAAUUAAUGUCAAUCAAAAGUGUGCUAAACAUGGUCAACAAUAUCAGCAACAGGCGCAAUGGUUUGCUCACAAAGAGGAGUAUAGUGAUUAUGGUAAAAUGUCCUUAGAAGAUAAAAACAAUUACAGUAAUGAACUAUAUCGUCAAGCUCUGCUAAUGCCAACCCGCCCGGACUAUAAGACUAAAGAGAUCUGCACUGGUUUCAAACCGGAAAGGAAACAUUUUAAAUCUUAUGAUAAUUCUACUGUGGUAGGUUUACUCUGGCACUUUUUGGCUGAUACUGUACAACAUUCAAGUUUUAUGCGUUUGCCUUUUGUUUGGCUAAAGUUUAUGUAAACUUAAAGACAAACAGCGCAGGAAUACAGUGAAUAAUUUAGGCGAUUUCUAAAAGUCUUAUAAGCCGCAUUAUAUAUGAAAAGUUUAUUCUUUUAAAAUUUAACUUUUAUCUUUUUUCCUUAACAACUUUUUUCAUUUUAUAUUUAAACAAAAAUUAACGUUUGCUGAAACGUGAGAAAUAUGCAAAUAUAAUUUGCAUAUAAAUAAAACUAACUAACAAAAAAAUUAACAUAUUUAUAAUAUUAAACAAAAUAUAUUAUAUAUUUUUUGAGCAUACAUAA
Lucilia cuprina (Australian sheep blowfly) is the source of this 1245-nucleotide messenger RNA. RefSeq lists its product as uncharacterized. The record is from RefSeq and is a predicted model, not a curated record. The transcript has a single exon. Lineage: Eukaryota; Metazoa; Arthropoda; Insecta; Diptera; Calliphoridae. The annotation marks the transcript as partial.